AACUUCGCCUGCAGGCUGCUCGGCGCUCGCGACUUACCGAGAUACCAUCGCGCUGAUGGUGCGCGCAUCGCCAUCGAUACUCUCGUCGUCGUUGCCAUCAUGGCUAUCCCUCAGCUCACUGUCGAACAAAACCUCGUCAAACUCCGCCAGCCCUCUAUCGAGUGCUCGAUCUACAAGGAUACGGACCUCACACCCGACGCCUUCGCCGUCUUCGAGCCCGCGCAGCCCCUCGGACUGAACCCCGCGUACUCGGCGACCACCGGCCAGCUCGUCUGCCUCGCCAUCGCGAGCGAUCGCCACGCCGUGAUCAUCGAGUUCUUCGCCGGCGAGCGGCCGUCCCGCACGGGUCGCGCGUCCCCCUCCGAUGACGCCGUCGCCGGGCGCGGCGUCCUCCAGGAGUAUGUUCUUGCGCGAGACGCGGGACAGACCUACGCAUUCGACUACGGCCCCCUCGCCAUGGCCCUCUACACCGACAUCGGCGUGCGCGUGAAGAACGGGCUCGACGUACAGUCCGCGUGCAAGGAGUCCGCGCCGACGCGCAAGCACGUCGACGUCGCCAAGGCCCUCGUCGGGGAGGAGCGCGUGUACGAGAACAACCUCAAGCGCGCUGCGGAGCAAACCAAGUUCGAGAUCAACGCGCCCACCAACCGCCGCUGCUCCGCGCUUGUCCCCCUCGCGUGGCUCGCGCAGUUCGUCGCGACGUACGAGGGCGGGCUGACAUCGUUCGCUGAGGUUAAGCCAAUUGAUAGCGAGAGGUUUACGUCGGCGUACCUUGACGUGAUCAGCAAGAUCGCGAAUGACUCGCGUCGCAUGGAGCAGAACGAGCCCAACCGCAAGAAGCACGCGUUCAAGCGCGACAGCGGAGGAGGGAUGAUGGACGACCCGAGCCUUAAGGUCAAGGCAGAGAAGUACUCGCAGCGCUUUCGCGCCGGCCAGGACGUGCAGAUGGUCGUCCAGACGAAGUCCGGUGGCCGAUACAUGACCUCCGCCGCCGUCGAGGAUGCGCGCGGCAAGGGCGCCAGCCUCAAGACUGCGCUCUCGAUCAACGAGGACCAGAUCAUCAAGACCUUGGUCUCGGUUGGCAAGGACGACCCCACCCUCGCUGAUAUGAAGCGCGCCGCCGUCAUACUGCAGAUCUUGCAGGGCGAGAUUGACCUCCUGUCAGACAACCCAUGGGUGCAGAACAUCUGGCUUCGCCCCACCCUUGCUUGGCCUGAGGAGUGGUCUACCAAGUCUGCUUCACCCCCUACAUACAACCUAGACCGACCUCCGGGCACUGGCAAAACAUCAGCUGCUACAGUCCAGCAAUCCAUUGCGGCUGGCAAGAAGGGCAUCUGGCUCGUUGCCCAGUCCAAUGUGGCUGUCAAGAAUAUCGCGGAGAAGCUGGAGAAAGUUGGAUUCCAUAGCUAUCGCUUACUAGUCUCUACAGACUUCUACCAUGACUGGCAUGAGCAUAUCUACGAUUCUGUCAAGGAGAACCUCAUCACCUCUGACCGCUUCCUGAAGCUCAGGCUGAAGGAUCUGAAGGGUGUUGAGCCUGCUUUAUUGGAGAUGACAAGCAGUGUGAUGCCCCCAUUUGGCCAAGAUGAGCUUGAGGAGCUCCAGAGCAUCUUUGAGGUCCCACACCUCCACGACAAUCUUGGAGAUUUCAUCUCCAAGGCUGUGUACGAGGGCAGAUUGAAGUCCAAUCCCAAUCAUAUCAUCAAGAAUGAUGUAAUUGCUGUCAAGGUAGUAGAUGCAGAAGGCUCUGAGCAGCCAUCUGGGGACAGCUACCAGGUAUGCUUUUGCCUUGUUUAUCAAUUGAUUCUGACUUUGCAAUAG
Molecule: messenger RNA, 1821 nt
Organism: Schizophyllum commune H4-8
Lineage: Eukaryota; Fungi; Basidiomycota; Agaricomycetes; Agaricales; Schizophyllaceae
Exons: 10
Source: RefSeq, a predicted model, not a curated record